This is a messenger RNA of Lolium rigidum, 1158 nucleotides long. RefSeq lists its product as uncharacterized. The record is from RefSeq and is a predicted model, not a curated record. The coding region runs from base 1 to 885 and encodes 294 amino acids. NCBI's taxonomy places the organism in Eukaryota, Viridiplantae, Streptophyta, Magnoliopsida, Poales, Poaceae. The transcript is spliced from 8 exons.
AUGGAGGCGUGCGUAGCCACUCCAGUUCGCCGCCCUGCCCACCCGUCCCCGUCCUCCCCAACCCCGUCGCCCUCGUCGCUGCGCCAGUGGCGGCCGGCGGCGCAGCGCAACCUGCGCAACCAGUGGUCGCGCAUGCUCGCCGCCAAGGCCCGGUGGCUGGCCGCCGCCGCCGACGGACGCUCGCACGCAUCCGCGCUCGUCAACGCCCACCUCUCCCGCAGUUACAUGUCUGGGAUGGAUUUGGGGGUGCUCAAGGACAUGCCGGGGAUCCGCGACAGGGCAAGCGCCAAGUUGGCACACAAGGAGGUGCAAUGCCGCGAGAUGCUUCUAUCAACCUACAAGGAGAUGGUCCUUGCCAUGUCCGACUUGGUUAAAGCUUCUCAAGCCAUGCGGUGUUUUUCCAAAAUAUCUUCCAGUAGCCCACUAGUCCGGUUUACCGACUCCCAAGAUGAUUUGAAUGAUUCAGGGGAUGGUGGGGGAGCUCCAGUAUUCAAAUCGAUCUCCAUCUCAGAAUUCGAGGAUCUUGCUCAAGAGUUUGUUCAGAUGUUUGCUUCGGAGUUACAAUUGAAGAGACUGAUUGUCUUGGAAUUCCUAUCGAUCAACCUAAAGGAAGGUCCAGAUCCUUCAUUAGAAUGGUCAGAUGAGCUAUAUGAUGGGGAAUUGCACAAAUUUCUGAUUACUGAGCUUCGGUCUGGAGACAGUUGCCCAUUGCCUGAAAACUGGAGGGCUGAUGUCUUGCAGGCACGGCUACCUGACCAUACUCCAGCGCAUGAGGUUUUGCAGGUUUAUUUAACCUCUUGGCUUGCUAAUGUGAAUAUCAAGAUGAGUAGAAUUGAAAAAAUAUUCGAGCUUGUUGGGGAAGAGAUGCAAACCAGACUGUGUUGAAGAUUUUGAUGCAUAUGCAAUGACUUGUCGUCCUUCAAGCCGUUUCUUUUCCUUAAUGGAACUCCUGAAGGCUAAAAUCUCAGCCUAUGUGAUCUUUCUCUUGUAUUACCCUGUUGUUAUUCUUUAAGUGCCCGGUAUGUAUUAAAGAUUUACUAAGUUGGUCAGCCAAAGAAUGGUUAGGACCAGAGCAACAUCAUCUUAACCUACAAAGUAUAAACUCGAAAUAUCUGGGAGAGAAACCAAAUUGGAAUCAUUAUCCGAGUUGUUAAAAUA